GAACCAUGACCGGGCAGCCGUUCAGUUUUUCAGCCAACAGGCGGAUCGUCGCCGGCCUGCUGGUCAACCUCCUGUCCUCCAUCUGCAUCGUCUUCAUCAACAAAUGGAUCUACGUCCACUACGGCUUCCCCAACAUGACGCUGACCCUCGUGCACUUCGUGGUCACAUGGCUGGGACUCUACGUUUGCCAGAAAAUGGACGUUUUCUCUCCGAAGCGGCUCCCGCUGCGCAGGAUCGCCUGGCUGGCGCUCAGCUUCUGCGGCUUCGUGGCCUUCACCAACCUGUCGCUGCAGAACAACUCCAUCGGAACGUACCAGCUGGCUAAAGCCAUGACCACGCCCGUCAUCAUCCUCAUCCAGACCACCUACUACAAGAAGACCUUCUCCACCAAGAUCAAGCUGACGCUGGUGCCCAUAACUUUAGGGGUGAUCCUGAACUCGUACUACGAUGUCCGCUUCAACCUGUUGGGGACGGUGUUCGCUACGCUGGGAGUUCUGGUGACUUCACUUUACCAAGUGUGGGUGGGGGCCAAGCAGCAUGAGCUCCAGGUGAACUCCAUGCAACUUCUGUUCUAUCAGGCUCCUCUGUCGUCUGCCUUCCUCCUCGGCGUCAUCCCCGUGUUUGAGCCGCUGACCGGAGACGGGGGCAUUUUCGGACCCUGGUCUCUGCCUGCUCUGGUGACGGUGCUGUUCUCGGGCGUGGUGGCGUUCCUGGUCAACCUGUCCAUCUACUGGAUCAUCGGGAACACCUCGGCUGUCACCUACAACAUGUUCGGCCACUUCAAGUUCUGCAUCACGCUGGUCGGGGGGUACCUGCUGUUCCACGACCCGCUGUCCCUCAACCAGGCGUUGGGGAUCCUCUGCACUCUGGCGGGAAUCCUGUCCUACACUCACCUCAAACUGGUGGAGCAGGAGGAGGGGAAGAGCCGCCUCGCUCAAAGACCAUAG
This is a messenger RNA of Nematolebias whitei (Rio pearlfish), 947 nucleotides long. It is a transcript of the gene slc35e3, whose product is annotated as solute carrier family 35 member E3. Lineage: Eukaryota; Metazoa; Chordata; Actinopteri; Cyprinodontiformes; Rivulidae. Gene Ontology annotation, cellular component: Golgi apparatus; membrane. The record is from RefSeq and is a predicted model, not a curated record. Bases 6 to 947 code for a protein of 313 amino acids. The transcript has 7 exons. Gene Ontology annotation, molecular function: nucleotide-sugar transmembrane transporter activity; antiporter activity.